Schistosoma spindalis is the source of this 1623-nucleotide messenger RNA. The record is from the annotation of a GenBank genome assembly. NCBI's taxonomy places the organism in Eukaryota, Metazoa, Platyhelminthes, Trematoda, Strigeidida, Schistosomatidae.
AUGGCAAUUCCUGAUGAAGUAUUUGAUCUUGUUUCAAAAGUUUCGAAUGGAAAUGGAAAUAUGGCGGAUUAUGAACGCAUUUGUUUGAUUCUAUCUAAUCUGACAACUACAGAACUGAGUUCUGUUUUUCAAAAAUGUGAUAUUUUAAAAGCAUUGAUGUCAAUUGAUUUACAUGACAAACAGUCUGCUCAAAUAGCGAUUAAAUUAGCUUCCAUUGUAUUCUCCCUCAUACCUUUAUUUGACUUUGUCCAAUCUCAUCAAGAAGAAUUGCUUUUAAUACUUGGAUCGACGAAACUCGAUUUGAUUGAAUUUAUUUUGAAAAGGCUAAGAGCUGGUGUAAUUGAACCUAGUUGUUCAGUAGACAAUCUACCGGAAUGCAUUUUAAAGUCAAUAACUAGAUUAGUUCUUCAUGAAAAACUUUCUUUAUCCAUGGAAGCCCAAAAUUUCCUGAUAACUUUGGCUACAAAAUGUCCACUUGGUCUAAAAAGCGUUUUAGGGCCCAAUGUGGUCGGUGCAUUAAGUCCACUGUGUUCUAAAUCUGAACAUUUAAUACGAGUUUCUGAAUUUGCUGUACAUCUAGUUUCCAAACAACCUGAAGUGUUCAAUGAUGUUGAAAAUUCUGGUUUGUUUCAACCUAUUUUGGAUGGUUUAAAUUCAAGAGAUCCUCUAGUUCGCUUGAAUUGGUUAGAAUUAGGGAAAUCGCUGACUAUUUCAGAGACUGGCUAUCACUUUCUGAAUAGAAAAGGUGUGUUCUCUAGAUUAUUGGACGAUUUGUAUUCUUCUUCUUCGGAUCCAUCAGGUGAUUUACUACUUCCAGGAUACAUUGGAUUUUUUGGUAGUCUUGCUGAGCGAAACCCUGACCAUUGGUUAGGGUCAAAAAGCGAUGGAAGGUUUAAGAAUGUAUUGUCAGAUGCGGUCGAUAAUAAUGCUAUGGUGGCAUUUGAAUCUAUUAGCUGUAUAGCGACUACACCAACAGGUCGGAUUACCUUAGAUAAGUUAUUUGCUAAAGGUGGCUCAUUUGAUAAUGUUUUGAACAAGCUUUUUGUAUUUAUUUCCAAUUCACCAACUGAGAUAUGCACUCGAGCUGUCGAAUGCUAUAGUUUUCUUCUACGUCGACCUGAUGGGAUAGAUUCAGAAGGCUUAUUUGCCGAUGCUGUACUUUCUCUUAACUGGGCAAUAAUUUCUUGUCAAAAAAGCAUUGAUAUAACGAAUUCCAAUUCAGUCGAAGAUAAAGAACUAUUGAUUGCUCCACUACUGAAACGCCUUUAUGCUCUUGCAACUCAACCAUUUUUUGAGGUGCGUGUAGCAGUAUUCAAAGCUAUCGAUGCGAUCGUAACGCAGCCCUGGGGAGUUCGACAAAUAACACGACAACCCGGAUUUUUCGAAUAUUUGCUUAAUCGUCAAACGGAACUGGGAUUUCCAGAUAAAAUAAAACUUGUUCAAGCCAAAUUAGACAUUAUGAACAAUAUGCUGAAAACAUACAAAGUAUGGGGUUGUAGUGAAUGUAAAUCAUUCCAGAAUUUGAUUGACAGACAACAGUUGAAACUAAUACAGCUUUAUAUAAAGGAAGGAUUAUGGGGUGUUAUAAAAUCUGAGGCUGCGGUGGCUCUUGAACCUGGUUAA